GUAGAUAUGGACAUCAAACAUACAUAUAUCACCCGCACUGACUGCAUUUUCUCCCUCUCGGCCCCCUUUCUUCCCUUUCGUCUUUCUUCCUUUCUCUAUACAGGCUAUGCACCAAUAAGCCAUCCGUACACCACCACAAAUCCUCACAGAUGCGCAUCGCCACCCUCCAGCUCUCGCCGCGACGGGGCGAUGUGGAGGGCAAUAUCCGCCGCGCGAAUGCGCUGGUGGAUGAUUUAGAUAUGAGGUUGAUGAGGUUGAAGCGUGGAGCUCAGCCAGAUGGUGGCAGUAGUAUGCCUGCUGGCUCAGGUGUGAGCGCAGGCGCUCUAGCGGGGUUGCUAGACGUAUUGGUUUUGCCGGAGAUGGCUUUUACCGGCUACAACUUCCCAUCCCUAGAGGCCAUCCGGCCGUAUCUUGAGCCCACAACAUCUGGACCAACAGCGGAAUGGGCUCGAUCCGCCGCGCGCCGCCUCGGUUGCGUCGUUUGUGUGGGUUACCCCGAGCUUGCAGAAGCCCAAAGUACUUCACCGGCAACAUCAGCAUUAUCAUUGCCGCCGUUAAGAAGUGAUAUUCAUGCGGCCAUGAGAAAUAAAAACUCUGAUGAACCGGCAAAAGCAGACCGGCAUCACACCAGCCAUGGCGAUGGGAAAGAAAAUAAACCUAUAGCCGACGUUCAAAGGACAAAUGAUGAUGGAAGUAUAAAAAACACAACCAACGAGGAAAGCAACAAAAACAGCAACAACACUACCACCGCCCCAUCCCGCUUCAACUCCGCCCUCCUCGUCUCUCCCACUGGCUCAACCCUCUACAACUACCAAAAGCGCUUCCUAUACUACACCGACGAACCAUGGGCCGCCGAGGGUCGGAACGGGAAGGGCUUCUUGCAUCUCCAGCUUCCGUCCACGACCACAUCCCCGGACACAGACGCAACCACCACCACCGCCAUCCCCACUGCCAUCGGCAUCUGCAUGGACAUAAACCCGUACAAAUUCCUCGCGCCUUGGACAGUCUACGAAUUCGCCACGCACGUUCUGGCCAGCGGCGCACGGCUCGUCCUGCUGCCCAUGGCGUGGUUGACGCUGUUGAAGCCUGGAGAGCUAGGGGAAGGGGAAGGGGAAGGGGAAAGGGAAAGGGGGGAGGAGGAGAAGUUGGCGUUAGCGCGCCGGCCGGAUAUGGAGACGUUUAGGUAUUGGCUUUUGAGGUUUUGGCCGUUAGUACGAGCUGCGGGGAAGGGGGAGCGGGAGGGAGAAGGGGAGGGGCAGGGUGAAGCUGGGAUGGUUAUUCUCGUCUUCGCGAAUCGGGUUGGGGUUGAGGAGGGGGGCUUUAGGAUUGGGAAGGACGGGGAUGGGGUGGCAAGGUAUGCGGGGAGUAGUUGUAUUGUUGGGAUUAGGCGGGGGCGGAGGGAGGAUGGAAGUGAGAGCUGGAGAGCAAAAGGGGAAUCAGGAGGUGAGGAGGCGGAGAUUCUUGUGUGGGAGAUGCUAGGUCGUGCGGAGGAAGGGGUUUGCUUCGUUGAUACGGAGGCAGAGCCAAAGUAUGUGUUUCGGAUGAGAGAGCCGGGGGGUGAUGAGGCUUAAUCCUUAAAGUACUUUUUGGUUACGACCCAGAUAGCUAUGGGUUGCUCCUAAUCUACAUCGUCACAUAAGUGACUUGAUGUCGUCAGGCCUCGAUACCUUAAUGUUUUAUAAGAGAUGAUAUGAUGAUAUUCGGUUGUUAUUGUAUUUUACUGUACCUUUCUCAUUGCUGAAGUGAAUGUUUCCGCGAGUUCGGGUAAGUCAUAGAAAAUUAAAUAGAUAUCUUUCCUACGCCCCCUUUGCGUUAUUCUAUGUUUUAUCCCGUCUGAAAAUAUCAGCCAUCAACUCACACAGUUGAACCUCUCUCCUUUUUUUUCUUUUAACCAACCACCACCAGCAGCUUGCAUAGAGAUAUCAAAAACUGCGUGCCGUUAUCGUUUUGUCCCCGUCUAUGCGCACGUUUAUACAGUAGAGGUACAUGUACAUGGCACAGACAAACGCGAACUGCCAACAUGUUGCACUUCACCAACAUAGACACAGGAGGGGUGGGGGAAGCAGAGGGGCACAGCAG
Molecule: messenger RNA, 2079 nt
Organism: Blastomyces gilchristii SLH14081
Lineage: Eukaryota; Fungi; Ascomycota; Eurotiomycetes; Onygenales; Ajellomycetaceae
Product: N-terminal amidase
Exons: 2
Coding region: 150-1571 (473 amino acids)
Biological process (GO): protein catabolic process
Molecular function (GO): protein-N-terminal glutamine amidohydrolase activity; protein-N-terminal asparagine amidohydrolase activity
Source: RefSeq, a predicted model, not a curated record